CAUGGAUGUAGGCCAUUCAUUGGUCUUGAUGGAUGCUUUGUUAAGCUGACUACAGGAGCACAAGUGUUGGCCGCCUCUGGAAGGGAUGGCAACAACAACUUGUUCCCUAUUGCAUUUGGAGUUGUUGGCAAAGAAGACAUUCCUAAUUGGUGUUGGUUCCUUGAACAACUCAAGUAUGCUCUUGGUGGCGACUCAGGGCCAUUUGGAAGGUGGACUAUCAUGUCAGAUAGACAAAAGGGCCUGCUGAAUGCCAUAGACAAAGUAUUUCCUAAUUGUGAUCAGAGAUAUUGUCUUAGGCAUAUUUACGCAAAUUUUCAAACUGCUGGUCACAAGGGUGGUGAUCUUAAAAACACAUGGAUAGUGCUGCAUAUGCUUACCAAAAGUCUGAUUAUGAUGCUGCUAUGAGUGACUUGAAGGCUGAGAGUGAAAGUGCAUGGGAAUGGUUGUCCAAAAUUCCACCUAGGCAUUGGGCAAGACUUGACAUGGACACAAAUUGCAGAACAGAUUUAGUGGUGAACAACUUAAGUGAAGUAUUCAACAAGUAUAUCCUAGAAACUAGAGACAAGCCCAUUCAAACCAUGAUAGACAACAUUAGGAAAAAGCUAAUGGUCAGAUACAACAGCAAUAGAGAGGGGCUCGUUAAUUCAAAUUGGGAGAUCACACAAAACUAUGCAGAGAAGUUGGAACUUGAGAAGACCAGGGCAAAACAUUGUAGGCCAGUAUGUGCAGGUCAAGGGCUGUGGCAAGUUACUUCUGGAUUGAAAACAUAUGUUGUUAAUGUCGAUGCUAAUACAUGUGGAUGUAGAAGGUGGGACAUUAAUGGUGUGCUAUGCAAAUAUGCAGUGUCAUGCAUUUAUAAGAAAAAAGAGCAUCUUGAAGAUUAUAUGAGUGCAUUCUUCAAAAGGGCUAUGUACCAGGUUGCCUACAACAAUAUUAUAUACCCUGUCCCUAGCAAAGAUAGUUGGGCAAAGACUGAAACACCCGAUAUUGACCCACCAAUUUUCACUAGACAUCCUGGAAGACCUAAGAAGAGCAGAAGGAAGGGAGUGCAUGAGGUGCCUCAGCCGGGUUCUAGACAUAGGAUGACAACAACGACAUGCUCGAACUGCCACAAACCUGGUCACAAGUAUACCAGUUGUACCACACCACUGAGAGCGGACCUGGCGAUAAGAAAAAACAAGCACAAGAGUAAUAGAAGAAUAUUUGAAGAAGGACCAAUCCAUGCUCAAGUUGAAGAAACACCACUUCAUGGUCAAACCAAAGCAACACCGGUUCAUGUUCAAGCCGAAGCAACAACGAAAGGACAAAGGAAGCAACCUAAACUCGUUGGGGAGGAGCUCUGUACAGGACGGCCGGCGGCGUCGACGAUGCCGCUGGGUGGACGAGCCAACGCUGACACGAAGGAAGAGGUGCUGGUGGAGGAGACGACGUCGGGAUGGACGAACCGACGAGCUCCCGGCGACGAGCUAGCCGGCGACUCUGGCUUGGGAAGAGACGGCAUGCACGCAGAUGUAGGUGGCUGUUAG
Molecule: messenger RNA, 1526 nt
Organism: Triticum urartu
Lineage: Eukaryota; Viridiplantae; Streptophyta; Magnoliopsida; Poales; Poaceae
Source: RefSeq, a predicted model, not a curated record